AUGUUCAAGCGCGACGACGACCGGUGGAGCUCGUAUGUGCGAUACCUGUACGCGGGAUGGAGAUGGAGGAGCCCCGCAGAGCCUGAGGAUCGCGAGGAGCUGGUGCGAGGCUGGGAGCAGAUUGCCAGCAUCUCGGGGCCGUUUGCGAGGCAGUGCCCGCUUGAUCGGUUCCUGGACAUCUGCGAGCUUUCCCGGCACGAGUGGGAGCAGUUCACGGGGGUCGUGCCAUGCCGAGACACGGAGGGCGACGUCAAGGACGAAGAGCUUGGCUGGGCAGGAGACGCCUCGAGGAAGCGGCCGCGGGAGGCGAUGAUGUUUGAGGAGGAAGAGGAGUACGGGGAGGGGUUUCACAUCCCGCUGGGCAUGGAAGGGUGGGACGAUGGCGAGGAGAGGAGGGAGAAGCGGGCAACCUACACGGACAUCAGGAGGGAGGAAGGAGAAGGGGAGGAUGGGCAGAGGGCGAGGGGGAUAUGCGAGGAGAUCGAGGAAGCUCUGGCGGAGGAGAAGGGCAUCGAGCCCAGGGACAUUCAGAAGUACCUCUUUGGGUCCUGCCACAGAUAUCGAGGCGAGUUGGGAAGGCACAUGCCAAAUCAGUUGCCUCAAGCACGAGCAAGUGGAAGGAAGCAGCAAGGCAAAAGCUGCAUCAAGAUCUCUCGGAACGAACUGGAUAUGCUUGUCAUUCAACCAAGUUCAAAUCUGUGCUUUCUUCUCUUCUCGCAUCAGAAUGACGGAGGAUGGGUAUCGUCUCGCUCUCAAAGUCAUCACACGGAGCCAUACCAGAAGCUCUUCGGUCGCAUCGCCAUCUCUUGUCAGUUGGCUCUCCUCAAUGACGGCAGUCGCUCCGCGGCGAUUUGA
This is a messenger RNA of Guillardia theta CCMP2712, 855 nucleotides long. RefSeq lists its product as hypothetical. The transcript has 7 exons. The record is from RefSeq and is a predicted model, not a curated record. The coding region runs from base 1 to 855 and encodes 284 amino acids. Lineage: Eukaryota; Cryptophyceae; Pyrenomonadales; Geminigeraceae.